This is a messenger RNA of Phragmites australis (common reed), 2546 nucleotides long. RefSeq lists its product as uncharacterized. The record is from RefSeq and is a predicted model, not a curated record. The transcript is spliced from 7 exons. NCBI's taxonomy places the organism in Eukaryota, Viridiplantae, Streptophyta, Magnoliopsida, Poales, Poaceae. The coding region runs from base 486 to 1952 and encodes 488 amino acids.
GAAAUCACGCGCGCGCGGGUGCGCCCGAAAGGGAACAAACAAACAGCCCCGCGAAAACGCAGCCGGAUAAGGGCACGCGCGAGGACAACCGGGCGGAUAGGCACAAGCCGCCUCGCCCCCGUUUUUUACCCCGCGGACGUGAACACGGGCAGAUUUGCAGCGGCGGCGCACGGGCACGGCGGGACGCGUUCUUAUCCACACCGACGCGGCAGGCCGUAGCGGCGCGGAGCCAACCGGGCCAGACCAGUAGGCCACGCGGCCGAAGAGAUGCGGGUGACUUCCUUGUCCCUGUCGACCGCCCCGAUCAAGCCUUCAUCCUCCCGUCCCUAUCCCUCCUCGCCUCCCCACCUCAACGCGACCAUCCCCGGCCAUCACACAUCACCAACCCGCUCCCUCCUGUCCUCCCCCCCCCCCCCCUUCUUCUCGGCUUUAAUUCGCUUCGAGUUCCGAUUCGCGAGCCCUAGGGAUCCUUUGUGACGCUGCGCAUGGAGAUCUCGUUUGAGGCGUGGGAGGGCGUGCAGCGGCACGGCCAGGACCUCGCGGACCGCCUCGCGCAGGGCUUCACGGGCCUGCUCCAGGCGCCGCCGCAGUUCCCCUGGCCGCCGUCGCCGCACAAGCGGAUGCCCUUCGAGAUCGACCUCCCCGUCGUCCCUUUCUACGCCAGCCGCGGCGGCGGCGCCCCAGGGAAGGAGUUCCCCUUCCCCACCGCGGCCGUCUCCUCGGUCAUCGACAUCGGCGGGAGGCUCGGGCAGGCCGGCGCCGAGCUCGGGGCGUCCUUCGGUGGGGCCGUUCAGCACGUUGUAAGGCAGCUGCCCGUGCCGUUCCGGAACGGCCAGAUCGUGCGGCGCAAGCUUCCGCCGCCGCAGGCGCCGCCGCCGCAGGCCUCGGUUGGUGAGGGGGCGGUGGGGCUCGCCGUCGAGAGGGCUGUGGAUAGGUGCCCCCUCGAGGCGGCGGCGGCGGCAGCAGCCGCAGCGACUGGGAGCGCCGCCGCGUCGAGCGUCAGUGGUGUUGCUGGUGGCGAUGACUUGGAUGAGGAGGACGAGGGUUUCGGCUGCGAGAUUGGGACUUUUGGGAACUUUAAGAAGUCAAAGGGUACUGUAAAUAUCUCAGCAAUGUACAAUACAAGGAGUCACGACAUUGAGAGUUCUGUUGUUGCGCGUGGAGGCCUUUGGAGGCUAGAGGCAUCACGCUGUGGUUCAACUUCUGGAAAUGAUACAUCACCCCUUUACCUUAUUCAGUUGGGGCCUCUACUAUUUGUUCGAGACUCUACGCUUCUCUUGCCUGUUCAUCUAUCAAAGCAACACCUGCUUUGGUAUGGUUAUGAUCGCAAGAAUGGAGUUCAUUCCCUCUGUCCAGCUAUAUGGUCAAAACAUAGGAGAUGGUUGAUGAUGUCGAUGAUGUGUCUCAAUCCAGUAGCUUGUUCCUUUAUGGAUCUGCAGUUCCCAAAUGGGCAACUAACUUAUGUUGCUGGUGAGGGAAUAUCAGCUAGUGGUUUUCUUCCAUUAUUUGGUGGGUUGCUUCAAGCUCAUGGGAAAUAUCCUGGAGAAACAAGAGUUAACUUUUCUUGCAAGAAUAAGCAUGGCACAACGUUCACUCCUAUGUUUCAAUGGCCCGACACGUCUGUUUCAUUUGGAGUUACUCAAGCCUUAGCAUGGAAAAGAUAUGGUCUUAUGGUGAGACCCAGCAUACAAGUCAGUGUGUGCCCUACGUUUGGAGGAAGUAAUCCUGGGGUACACGCAGAAGUUGCCCAUUCAUUGAAGGAGGAAUUGAAUUUAAUGUGUGGCCUCUCUUGCUCAAGACAUCCAUCAGCUUUUACUGCUCUCGCUAUUGGGCGAUCUAAGUGGAAUGGUCAAGUGGGCAGUUCUGGAGUGGUAAUCACCUUGGAAACACCUCUUAAUAACAUUGGAAGGCCAUCGUUAUCUGUUCAAUUGAACGGCGGUUUUGAGUUGUGAUGUGACUCCUACGCUGAAACUGUGCAUACCAGUGUAUAUAUCGUCAUCACUAAUGUCCAUGCUCCAUAGUCGUGGAGAUAGCUGCUGAGCUGAUCAACCUAGAAAGUGUAUGUGGAAGCGGGUUGCUGCUCAUUUUUUGUCACCAUAGGUCUCAAUUUGGCAAAUCAGCUGCUAUGUUACCUGUGCGGGCAGAGAAGUCAACUGCUCUGUUACCCAUUCAGCCAUCCUGGAAGAGAUGGUGAUACUUGCAGUUAAGCUCAUCUUUUUGGAAGUUCAUAUAAAGGAAAGCUGUGAGCUCUGUGACCUGCGACUCUGUGUCAGUGGGCAUCUACGUAGUCAUGCAAGAUGAUGGUCAUCAAGAAGCUUAUUCUUUUGGUGCAAGACUGACAACACUUGUAGCAAUACUUGAACAUUGUUGCUACCCAAUUGUCUGCCAUCUGUAUUGCUUGUGUUGGGUUUUAUUACCAUCACAGCUGUCUUGCAUUCUUGAAUGUUGAGACAAACUAAUUGGUGUGUUUUUUGCUGCACUGCAAUCUUGUAUUCUUCAACAUGUAAUGAUCAAUGAAUGGAAAACGAGCUUGGAGUCUUGGAUCA